GCAGUUAUUCCCAGCAUCGUGUCCGAAGCGGCAGCCCUCUAUACGAAAAGACGUAGCCCACGUUUCCUUUCCGUUCCGUAGCACAAUGUCUCCACCUUUCUCCAUCUCGCCAAUCCAGCCAGGGCCAGAUGCCAACCUACCGCAGCCCGACGAUCAACUCUUAUCACUCCUGCCCGCGUCCUACCGCACCGCUUCCGACGACAUUGCCGCCGCAGGUCGGAAUGUAAGCGCCUGCAUCGCGAAAGAACUCGACUUGCAGAGGCUUCACAGGAUCCUGAGCUGGCUGUGGGUUGCCGGUCGCCCCAUGCCACCGUGUCCGCUGCAUCGCCAGCUCCUCCUCUCCCGGGAGCUCUUCGUCACGGAGCAGAUGGACAUGCACCUGGUCUGGACAAGCGGCCGAUUAUUUGUCAAACCAAUCCCGUGUUUUCUGCUCGACCCUGUUUUCUGGAUGGAGUAUCUCUGUUGCCGUUCGGGUUGCAGCUGUUCCGUUGCGAGCGAAUGCAAUCGGCCGGCCCUACAGCGGCGUGCGCUCGGGUUCCUGUUCUCGUACGCCGCGCUCAUCUCACAUGAAAGUGACUUUUCUAUAGCACAGGACAAGCACUUGCUGCCGCCGGAGGUAACAUGGUUAACAUGGAGGCACUUUGUCGAACAGCUGGACACCGAGCGCAUUUACUCUAAGGUGGAUGCUCGGUUUCACUACGGCGAGCUCCGCCUCUCCCGUCUGAACAAGAUAUAUUUCCUCUCGCAGCGCCCGUUCCUCCUUCAUCGCUAUAUGUCACACUGGCAACAAUACGGGGCCUUUUUCCAAGACAACUUCGCCUGGCUGGCGUCCGCUACUAUCUAUAUCGCUAUCGUCCUUACCGCUAUGCAGGUCGGGCUGGCGACGAAGACGCUAGCCGACAACGACGCCUUCCAAUCCGCAUCCUACGGCUUUACUGUUUUCUCUAUCCUAGGCCCCGUCGCCGCCGCCGGGCUUAUUGUGUUAGUGUUUUGUUAUAUGUUUAUCGAUAACUGGGCGGCAACGGUGGCGUAUAGAAAGAGAAGACAGCAGCACAUAGGUAGCAGCUUUGAGAGUCUAUGAUACUGUAA
Molecule: messenger RNA, 1089 nt
Organism: Podospora pseudopauciseta
Lineage: Eukaryota; Fungi; Ascomycota; Sordariomycetes; Sordariales; Podosporaceae
Exons: 2
Coding region: 86-1081 (331 amino acids)
Source: RefSeq, a predicted model, not a curated record